This is a messenger RNA of Oldenlandia corymbosa var. corymbosa, 543 nucleotides long. NCBI's taxonomy places the organism in Eukaryota, Viridiplantae, Streptophyta, Magnoliopsida, Gentianales, Rubiaceae. The record is from the annotation of a GenBank genome assembly.
AUGGAGAGCGCAAAGAAGAAAUCAGUCUCGAUCGAUGUUCAUCUUCCAAAAGACAUUAUUCUCCAGAUACUUGCCAGAUUACCGUUGAAGCUUUGGUUGCGAUGCAACCGAGGAGUUCCUGUCAACUGGGAUCAGAUGUUUUUCUAUUCAUUAAACGAAAAACUUUCAGCGGUAAAGCUUCCAAAUUCCACUGGUCAUCCAUCUUGGAUGGGUACUUGUAACGGAUUGAUACUUUUUGAGUUGCAUCGAGCAAUGUACUUAUGGAACCCAUCCACGGGUUGCUGCCGCGCGAUGAAAAAGCUCAAUGAUUCGGUAGAACGAUGGCAAAAUACCACUUCUGUGUAUCAUGGAGCCUAUGGACUUUGUUUCGACAAAUCUUCCAAUGAUUACAAAGCGUUAUGGUUGUCUGAUCGACGAGCUGGUGUUGCUAGUUUAAGAACGGAAGAAAUCGAAGUGAACAUUGGUUUCCCUUAUUACGCAUUCAGCUCCUAUUGUAGCGAACCUUGUGAAUUGGGAAAUGAAUGGGGAGUUUUUAAUGAAUAG